Molecule: messenger RNA, 576 nt
Organism: Prunus armeniaca (apricot)
Lineage: Eukaryota; Viridiplantae; Streptophyta; Magnoliopsida; Rosales; Rosaceae
Source: the annotation of a GenBank genome assembly
AUGAUUGAUAAGAAUGAGACUUGGGAGCUAGUUGACACACCAAGUGAGAAACCUGUAAUUGGUGUUAAGUGGGUUUACAAAACCAAGUUGAAACUUGAUGGCUCAAUACAGAAGCACAAAGCUAGGUUGGUGGUCAAAGGCUAUGCACAAAAGUCUGGAAUCGAUUUCAAUGAGACUUUUGCUCCUGUACCCAGACUUGAUACUAUUAGAAUUCUCAUAGCUUUGGCAGCUCAAAGGGGGUGGAAGUUAUACCAGUUAGAUGUCAAGUCUAUGUUUCUAAAUGGUAUACUUAAGGAAGAGGUAUAUGUGGAUCAGCCUGAAGGUUUGGUGGUUAAACACUAUGAAGAUAAGGUAUACAAGUUGAAGAAGGCCUUGUAUGGUUUAAAGCAUGCACCAAGGGCCUGGUAUGAAGAAAUUCAUGCUUAUCUCAUUAGUUGUGGGUAUGUCAGAAGCACAAGUGAGGCCAUAUUGUACUGCAAGACUAAGAAAGAUUCAGGAACACUAAUUGUCUCAAUUUAUGUUGAUGACAUAGUGUAUAUAGGUAACGAUGAAGAACUCACUGCUGAAUUCAAGUAA